Messenger RNA from Bufo gargarizans (Asiatic toad), 2900 nucleotides. RefSeq names its product cholesterol 7-desaturase nvd-like. Gene Ontology annotation, cellular component: chloroplast. Gene Ontology annotation, molecular function: 2 iron, 2 sulfur cluster binding; chlorophyllide a oxygenase activity. Gene Ontology annotation, biological process: cholesterol metabolic process; chlorophyll biosynthetic process. The record is from RefSeq and is a predicted model, not a curated record. The transcript is spliced from 7 exons. Bases 53 to 1420 code for a protein of 455 amino acids. Lineage: Eukaryota; Metazoa; Chordata; Amphibia; Anura; Bufonidae.
AGACGGCAGGUAUAAGAGGGCGGAGCGGGGGCGGGGCUGUCACACAGGUGUGAUGGAGUCGGUCCCGCGGUCGCUGCUGUGGCUGUCCGUCCUGUGUGUGCUGGGCGCUGUGCUGCUGGCCAGUGCCGGGAGCCUGCUCCUCAGCGCCCACCUGCUGCCGGACCUGCCCCGCUCCUCCGCCGCCGGCGUCCCCGCCCGGAACCCACUGCUUGCCGGCUCCCUGCUGCUCCUGCUGCCGCUCGGCUUGUGGGGCUGGAGGGUGCUGAGCCGCCCGCUGGAGCUGCUGCGGAGCCCGGACGACGUGGGCUACAUCCCGGAGCGGGGCCGGAGCCGGGCUCAGACCGCCAACCUGGUCUGGAGGAGGCGGAAGAAGGGAGACCUGCCCCCGGUCUAUCCCAAUGGCUGGUUCCAAGUGCUGGACUCGCACCUGCUGGAGCCCGGGGCCGUGCACAACCUCACCGUCUGCGGUGAACAGGUCGCCGUGUACCGUACCAUGGAUGGUAAAGUGUACGCUGUAGAUGCCUACUGCCCUCACCUUGGUGCAAAUCUUGCCGUGGGCGGUAGAGUGGUCGGCGACUGCAUCGAAUGUCCUUUCCACGGAUGGCAGUUUCGAGGCGAGGAUGGCAAAUGUACCAGGAUACCCUAUGCUGAAAAAGUUCCAGAGUUCCCCAAGAUGAAGACGUGGCCGUGCUGCGAAAUCAAUGGGAUGGUGUUCAUCUGGUAUCACUGUGACCAGAUCGAGCCGACGUGGAACAUCCCCGAGCUGGAAGAGAUCACCAGCAAGAAGUGGAUCUACAGGGGGCGCACCGAGCAUUACGUCAAUUCUCAUAUAGAGGAGAUCCCGGAGAACGCCGCAGACAUCGCUCACCUUACUUGCCUACAUGAACCCGGCCUACUGAGUGGGGUUGACCUCCGAUUCACAAAGUCAAGGAUUUUGGACUUUUUCAGGCACACUUGGAAGGCCCGGUGGGAGCCAGAGCCAGCCCCCAACAAGCACUGCUCUCAGAUGUUUGUGCAGCAUUCCUCCCUGCUCUUCGGGAAGCAGUUCUCCCUGCUUGAUGUGGACGUCAUCGCUCGUCAGGUCGGCCCUGGUGUCGUGUUCCUGCACUACUCGCACUCUUUCCUGGGCGAAGGGAUGAUUCUUCACUGCGUGACGCCCAUCGAGCCUCUGCUGCAGAAAGUAUCCCACAGUAUCUACUACCAGAGGAAUAUUCCUGCCAUUGUCCCCAAGUUUAUUCUGAGGGGAUCGUCCAUCCAGUUUGAGCGGGACGUGAUGAUCUGGAACAACAAGAAAUACAUCUCCAAGCCUCUUCUGGUGAAGGAAGACGCUGCCAUCCAGAAACACCGCCGCUGGUAUUCUCAGUUUUACAGCGAGAACAGCCCCAAACUUAAUUUCCAACAGGACGGAUUGGAAUGGUGAAGACUUGGACUGGGUCUUCCCUUAAAUGUGCCAAAGAGACCUUCCAGGAUUCUGUGCUGAAAAUCUUAGUGGACAGACAGGACUAGUAGAUCACCAAGUUGUCACUGGAGGACUGAAAGACUCUGGGUAAUGGACAUUAUCAAGUAGUUAAAAAAAAAAAAAAAAAAAAAAAGAAAUCAGUUCAGAUGACUGUUCCUUGCAGUGGGUGGAGCCUGGAGGUCACACCCCUGAGGAACUAUACUGCCAUAGAAGUGUAUUUUGGGUUGGCUUUUCUAGUUCAGUAAGGAAUAAUGUGCCUUAUCUUUUUAUAUGUUGUAUAUACUUGAUAAAUCACUGUAUGCAGAGACCAAGGCUGGGUUAACAUGUACCGUAUCAUGGCCGGUAGGUAACAACGCAAUAACUGUGCCAAAUGAGGCAGUAAAAUGGGUGCAACCUGCAAAAACUUCCUGCUGUUAUUGGCGACACUACUGCUACGUGUGAACCCGGCCUUGUGAUAUAGGGACUGUCAUUACUGGGUGCCGGAGAGGAGACAGACAUCCUUCUGAUCGGAUCUCUCUUCAGACCUUGUAUGUUUUGCUUGGAGUCUGAGGACCAUUGUCCUGAAGAGCCUUUCCAGGGUGAAUACAUUUGCACUAGAUGCAAUCAUGUUGCAUAUUUGGAGGCCCAGAUCUUGGAUCUAAAUAAGCAGCUUGAAAUACUUAGAGGCAUUGCAGACCUGGAGAGAGGCUUAGACCUCACUGUGCAGGCGCUGACUGGGGUCAGUGAAAUGGAGGUGGGAGGAGGAGGGUAAGAUCAGGAAUAUAAGGUCAGCAGUUGGGUAAUGUAGGAAGAAGGGGUAGAGGGAAAAGUGAAAGGGAGGCUAGUCCUGAGCUGUAGCGCCCUAGUAAAGAUGCCUGGUAUUGGGGAUGAAAGCCCAGGGCCAGCAUCACUGCAGCCGGGCGUUUCUCCUAGCAACCAGGAGGAUGCCCCCUGCAGGAAGGAUAGGAAAAGGAGUACAGUAAUGGUCAGACAUACUGGUGGUAGGGGACCCUAUUAGGCGGACAGACAGGGUCAUCUGUCCAUCUGAAUUUCACAUAUAUAACAUUAAAAUUGUUAACAAAAUUUGUUAUGGAUAAUACUGUAACACAAAGCUUAAGACUUUACAAUCAUUCUGCAUAAUUUAAACUCAAGGUGGUGGCUCACUUCAGGCAGGGUUCUGGAAUAGGUGCUACUAACUGUCGUGCCUUUUCAUAGGUAAAUGCAUUGAUAUCCAAUUCAUUCUAGUCAAGAUGAAUGUGCAUUGCCUGUAAGAGCCAUGCUCGACUAUAGUUACAAUUUUGUAUGUCUUGAGUAGGCCACAGUAAGGUCACACAAAGGUUUCUACUCUUCAGUGUUAUUCUUCUCAUGAAUGUACCAGUCUGAGAAGAGGCCUCCUUGUCUGCUUUUAAAUUUAUGACGGGAGAUAAAGAUAAGCUCUAUGCAGCUGGUGAUAAUUACCUAU